Molecule: messenger RNA, 6853 nt
Organism: Nannospalax galili (Upper Galilee mountains blind mole rat)
Lineage: Eukaryota; Metazoa; Chordata; Mammalia; Rodentia; Spalacidae
Product: laminin subunit alpha-1-like
Biological process (GO): regulation of cell adhesion; cell adhesion; regulation of cell migration
Molecular function (GO): signaling receptor binding
Source: RefSeq, a predicted model, not a curated record
AUGGUUACUAUGGAAACCCAACAGUGCCAGGGGGAUCCUGUCUACCAUGUAACAUGCAGUGGCAAUGUUGAUCCAUUCGAGGCUGGCCACUGUGACUCUGUCACCAGGGAGUGCCUGAAGUGCUUGAGGAACACAGAUGGUGCCCACUGUGAAAGGUGUACAGAUGGGUUCUAUGGGGAUGCCAUGACUGCCAAAAAUUGCUGUGCAUGUGAGUGCCAUGAAAACGGCUCCCUUUCUGGCGUAUGCCAUCUGGAGACUGGACUCUGUGACUGCAAACCUUAUGUGACAGGACAGCAGUGUGACCAGUGCCUGCCUGGCUACUACGGGUUGGACACAGGGCUUGGCUCUGUGCCCUGUAACUGUAGUGCAGCGGGCUCCAUGUCAGACAACUGCACAGAUGAAGGCCAGUGUCACUGUGUACCAGGUGUAGCUGGGAAAAGGUGUGACAGGUGUUUACGCGGCUUCUAUGUAUAUCAGGAUGGUGGUUGUACACCCUGUGACUGUGCUCAUACGCAGAAUAAUUGUGACCCAGGAUCUGGAGAGUGCCUCUGCCCUCCUCAUACUCGGGGCCUGAAAUGUGAGGACUGUGAGGAGGAGUACUGGGGCUGGGACCCAGAGCAAGGGUGCCAGGCCUGCAACUGCAGCCUUGUGGGCUCCACAGGUCCUCAGUGUGAUGUACUGUCUGGCCAGUGCGAAUGCAAGACUGGGUUUGGUGGGCGGAGCUGCGAUCAAUGCUCCUUGGGUUACAGAAGGUUUCCUGACUGUGUGCCUUGUGACUGUGACUUGAGGGGGACACUGGCAGACACCUGUAACCUGGUGCCUGGUCUUUGCAGCUGUGCAGAGGAAAGUGGUGUCUGCUCCUGCAAGGAGAAUGUCGUGGGCCUCUGAUGCAGUCAGUGUCAAGUGGGCACUUUUGCCUUGCAUGCCGACAACCCCCUAGGGUGCAGCCCCUGCUUCUGCUCUGGAUUGUCACAGCUCUGCUCAGAGUUGGAGGGUUACGUGAGGACUCCAGUAACACUGGCCUCCCAUCAGACUUUACUGCGUGUGGUUUCUCAGAGCAACCUUGAGGGCACAGUUGCAGGAGUGCAUUUCCAGGCUCCUGACAUCUUGCUGGACGCUGAGGUUGUCCGCCAGCAUGUCCACGGGGAGCCAUUUUACUGGCGGCUGCCAAAGCAGUUCAGGGAGACCAGGUGGCUCCUGGCCUAUGGUGGCAAACUGUGGUACAGUGUGGCCUUCUAUGCUGCCCAUGCCACUGGCACCGCCAAUUAUGAGCCUCAAGUUCUUAUCAAAGGAGGUCGGACCAGGAAGCAUGUCAUUUACAUGGAUGCACCUGCGCCAGACAACGAAGUGCGACAGGAUCGAGAAGCGGGCAUGAAAGAGGAGUUUUGGAAAUACUUUAACUCUGUUUCUGAAAAACAUGUUACACACUUGGACUUUAUGUCUGUUCUUAGCAAUAUUGAGUACAUCCUCAUCAAGGCAUCGUAUGGUCAAGAGCAAAGCAGAAUCACCAACAUUUCCAUGGAGGUUGGCUGGAAGGCUGCAGAGCCACCCUCUGAGGGAGAGGUGGCAUACCUGUUAGAGCACUGCAUCUGUCCUCCUGGCACAGCUGGAUUCUCCUGUCAGGACUGUGCCCCUGGGUACCACAGAGGGAAGCUCCCAGAAGGCAGUGGCAGGGGACCCCACCCUCUCCUUGCUCCUUGUGUGCCCUGCAGUUGUAACAACCACAGUGAUGCCUGUGACCCGGAAACUGGACAGUGUCUGAACUGCAGCAACCACACAGCUGGUGACCACUGUGAGGUGUGUGCUCCUGGCUACUAUGGGAAGGUGAUUGGUUUGCCUGGGGACUCCACCCCAUGCACCUGUCCUCUCUGCCCCCCUGGCAGUUUCAGUCCCACUUGUGUCUUGUAAGAUGAUAGUGAUUUCCAGUGUGAUGCCUGCCUUCUGGGCUAUGAAGGACAGUACUGUGAAAGGUGCUCUUCAGGCUACCAUGGCAACCCUUGAGCACCAGGUGGCAGCUGCCAGAAGUGUGACUGCAACCCCCAAGGCUCUGUCUACAGUGACUGUGACCGUGCAUCCAGGCAGUGUGUCUGCAAGCCAGGGGCCACCGGGCUCCAAUGUAAGGAAUGUUUACCUAGGCGCAUCCUGGUGGAGAACAACUGUGUUUCUUGUGACAGUGAGUGUGUAGGUGUCUUACUGAAUGACCUGGAUAAUGUUGGUGAUGCCAUUCAGUCUUUGAACCUCACUGGCAUUUUCCCUGCACCAUAUGGAAUUCUGUCAAACCUGGAAAAUACAACUAAACAUUUCCAGAGAUACUUGUUAAGAGAAAACCAAAAGAUUCGGGCAGAGAUUCAACUUGAAGGUGUUGCAGAACAAACAGAAAACCUGCAAAAGGAGUUCACUAGAGUGUUAGCAAACAGUCAGCAGGUAAAUAAAGCAAUGGAGAGAAUCGUCAAUGAGAGCCAAACCCUGGCCACAUUCAUUGAGCAGCUGCAGACAAACAUCAAAGAAAUCCUUGAAAAGGUGGCAACUUUGAAUCAGACCAUGGAUGAAGAUACCCAACUACCCAUUUCUUCCCUUCAAAAGAUGCACCAGAACAUUUCAUCUUUGCUCGAACUUAUAAAGAAAAAAAAUUUCACGUUACACCAAAAUGCCAUCCUUGAACUCAAGGCUGCUAAAGAUUUGUUGUCACAAAUCCAGAAAAAGUUCCAGAAACCUCAGGAAAAGUUGGAGGUAUUCAAGGAAGUGGCUGGCAGCCUCCUUUCUAACUGCAGCGCUGAACUGCAGGCAGCAGAGGCGCUCCUGGGGGAAGUGGAGACUAAGACUCAGGAGAGCAACCGCCUGUUGCCCAUUGUCAAGGCCAACCUGAGAGAAUUCAACGAUAAAAGCCUACACAUUCGAGAAGAACAAAACUUGACCUCAAAGCUAAUUGCCAAAGGAAGAGGAUUGGUAGAUGCUGCCAGUGCUCAGGCAGAUGGGGCACGAGACACUCUAACACAUCUGGAACAUCACCGGGAUGAGCUACUUCUGUAGACUACUAAAAUCAGGCGCCACGUAGACAAUCUGGUCAUGCAGAUGUCCAAGCGGAGAGCCCGUGACCUUGUCCACAGAGCUGAGGAUCAUGCUGCUAAGCUGCAGAGACUUGCAAGUGUCCUGGACAGCAGCCUUGAAAAUGUCAGAAAUGUGUCUCUAAAUGCAACCAGUGUGACCCACGUCCACGCCAACGUCCAGACCCUGAUUGAAGAGUCAGAGAAACUGGCCACUGAUGCUCAGAGCACCAUAAAUAGGAUGAGCUUGAUCUCAGAAUCCCUAGUUUCUCGAGGGAAAGCAGUUCUGCAGCACAGUUCCAGAUUUCUAAAGGAAAACAGUGGCGUCAGGAAAAAACAGCAAGGUAUUACAUUGAAGCUGAAUGAGUUGAAUAAUUUGACAAGGAGAUUUCAAGAGAAUGUGGAUAACAUUACUCAGCAGACCAAUGACUCCCUCUUGAUAAUUAGAGCAAUUCCUGAAGAUGUGAGAGAGAAGGGAAGGAAAGCCAAAGAGUGGGCCUCAUCAGCCAAUGAGAGUGCGAUACGGACACUGAAGAACGUCCUGCGGAUAAGCCAGAGGGUCCUGGACACAUCAGCAGGCCUGUCCAGAGUGAAUGCCAUGUUACAAGAGACAAAUGAACUUCUGCAUAACUCCACAAUGACAACUCUUUUGGCUGGAAGAAAAGUUAAAGACAUGGAAACAUGUCUGCUAGAAAACCUAAGCAGAAACUUGUCAGAAAUUAAGCUGCUGAUUAGCAGGGCCCGGAAACAAGCAGCUUCUAUUAAGGUUGCCGUGGCUGCAAACAGAGACUGCAUCCGUGCCUACCAGCCACAGAUUUCAUCCACCAACUACAACACGUUAACUCUGAAUGUUAAGACACAAGAGCCCGACAACCUUCUCUUCUACCUUGGCAGCAGCACCAGCUCUGAUUUCCUUGCAGUGGAGAUGCGACGUGGGAAAGUGGCCUUUCUCUGGGACCUGGGCUCCGGGUCCACACAUUUGGAAUUCCCAGAUGUCUCCAUUGAUGACAACAGAUGGCACAGCAUCCACAUAACUAGGUUUGGAAACAUGGGAUCACUGAGCAUACAGGAAAUCAGUUCAGCUGAGAAGCUGCCAGCAGGAACAAGCAAAUCCCCUGGGACAGCCAAUGUUCUUGAUAUAAACAAUUCAACUUUAAUAUUUGUUGGAGGACUCGGAGGUCAAAUCAAGAAAUCUCCUGCUGUGAAGGUUACUCAUUUUAAAGGCUGCAUGGGAAAGGCCUUCUUGAAUGGCAAAUCAAUUGGCCUGUGGAAUUAUAUCGAAAGAGAGGGGAGAUGCAAUGGCUGCUUUGGAAGCUCCCAAAAUGAAGAUGCUUCCUUCCACUUCGAUGGAAGUGGAUACUCUGUUGUGGAGAAGACACUCCGGGCCACUGUGACUCAGAUAAUAAUGCUCUUCAGCACCUUCUCACCCAAUGGGCUUCUUCUUUACCUGACUUCAAAUGGCACCAAAGACUUUUUGUCUAUGGAGCUGGUCCAGGGCAGGGUUAAGGUUAUGGUCGACCUGGGUUCAGGACCACUCACUCUGAUGACAGACAGAAGGCAUAACAAUGGAACCUGGUACAAAAUCGCCUUCCAGCGAAACUGAAAGCAAGGAGUCCUGUCUGUCAUUGAUGCCUAUGACAGCAAUGACAAGGAGACCAAGCAAGGAGAAACCCCAGGAGCCUCUUCUGACGUCAACCGGCUAGAGAAAGAUCUGAUUUAUGUGGGUGGAUUACCUCACUCAAGAGUUGUAAGGAAGGGGGUCAGCAGCAGAAGCUAUGUGGGCUGUAUCAAGAACCUGGAAAUAUCCAGAUCCACCUUUGAUUUGCUUAGAAAUUCCUAUGGAGUGAGAAAAGGCUGUGUGCUAGAGCCCAUCCGGAGUGUGAGCUUCCUGAGAGGUGGCUACAUCGAGGUGACACCCAAGUCUUUAUUGCCGGAGUCAGAACUUCUGGCCACAUUCAUUACCACCAACAGCAGUGGCAUCAUCCUGGCUGCGUUGGGCAAGGAUGUGGAGAAACAGGGUCUGUCUCAGGCACACAUGCCCUUCUUUGCCAUCAUGCUGAUCGAAGGCCACAUUGAAGUGUAUGUCAACUCUGGGGAUGGGACCAGCCUGAGGAAGGCCCUCCUGCAUGCUCCCACCACCUCAUAUAGUGAUGGACAAGAGCAUUCCAUCUCCUUGAUUAGGAACCAGAGAGUUAUCACUGUGCAAGUAGAUGAGAGCAAUCCUGUAGAAAUGAAGUUGGGCCCAUUAGCAGAAAGAAGGACCAUCGACAUAUCCAACCUUUUCAUAGGAGGACUUCCCGAGAGCACAGGGACACCGAUGCUCAAGAUGAAGACAUCAUUCCAUGGCUGUAUCAGAGAUUUGGUCUUCAACAUGGAACUUUUGGACUUCACCCAUGCGAUUGGCUAUGAACGAAUAGAAUUGGACACCUGCUUGCUUGCAGAAGAGCCAAAGCCUGGAGAGCACAGGGAACUCCCACCAGAGCCCCUGGCGCUAGCACGUCCUGAACAGUGUGCAGUGGACCCAACUCCAGGAUAUGUUCCCAGUGCUCACCAGUUUGGCCUCUCACAAAGUAGCCACUUAGUGUUGCCUUUUAAUCAGUCUGCCGUCAGAAAGAGGCUCUUGGUUCAGCUGAGCAUCAGAACAUUUGCCUCCAGUGACCUCAUUUACCACAUGGCUCACCAGAACCAAAUGGAUUAUGCCAUGCUCCAGCUCCAUGAGGGCCACCUGUGCUUCACGUUUGACCUUGGCAAAGGCCAAACCAAGGUCUCUCACCCCUCGCUGUUCAGUGAUGGCAAGUGGCACACAGUCAAGACAGAGUACAUUAAGAGAAAAGGCUUCAUGACUGUUGAUGGCCAAGAGUCCCCUGCAGUGACAGUGGUGGGAAAUGGAACCACACUGGAUGUGGAAGGGAAGCUGUACCUUGGAGGUCUUCCUGUCCAGUACAGGGCUAGGAACAUUGGGAAUAUCACCCACAGCAUCCCUGCCUGCAUUGGAGAAGUGACAGUUAAUGGCAAACAGCUAAACAAGGACAGCCCGAUGUCUGCCUUUGCUGUGGAUAAGUGCUAUGCAGUAGCCCAGGGAGGAACUUUCUUUGAAGGAAGUGGAUAUGCAGCUCUUGUCAAGGAAGACUACAGAGUCUGAUCAGAUUUAAACAUCACACUGGAAUUUCGUACCUCUGCUAAGAAUGGCAUCCUCCUGGGGAUCAGUAGUGCCAAAGUGGACGCCACUGGCCUAGAGAUUGUAGAUGGCAAGGUCUUGUUUCACGUCAACAAUGGUGCUGGUAGGAUAACAGCCACAUAAGAACCGGUAGCCACCAGAAUGCUGUGUGAUGGGAAAUGAUGGCACACAGUCCAAGCCCACAAAAGCAAGCACUGCAUUGUCCUGAUUGUGGAUGGGAACGCUGUUAGGGCUGAAAGUCCUCACACUCAGUCCACCUCUGCGGACACUAAUGACCACUAAUGUGGGUGGCUUUCUUGCCAGUGUCAAGCAGAACUGUCUGAGUGGCCGGACCUCAUUCCAGGGAUGUUUGAGGAAGCUCAGGCUGAUCAGGGGCCCACUGGUGCAGUCCUUGGACUUGAGCAGAGCCUUUGACCUACGAGGAGUCUUCCCUCAUUCCUGUCCUGGGCCUGAGCCCUAAACUUCUAUCAGAAUCCUCUAUUGGAAUCAUUGCUAUUAUAUUGAGGAGAAACAGUUUGUAAACUCAGAUGUCUUCCAUUCAGACUUCAUUUCCAACUCAGGUUAUAUGUUUCCAGAGAGAAAUAUGUUUAUGUUAAACUAAAGCCACAUGUACAACAGAUACCUCUAUUAA